This is a messenger RNA of Rosa chinensis, 705 nucleotides long. RefSeq names its product probable LRR receptor-like serine/threonine-protein kinase At2g28960. The transcript is spliced from 5 exons. Bases 1 to 705 code for a protein of 234 amino acids. Gene Ontology annotation, molecular function: protein kinase activity; ATP binding. Gene Ontology annotation, biological process: protein phosphorylation. The record is from RefSeq and is a predicted model, not a curated record. Lineage: Eukaryota; Viridiplantae; Streptophyta; Magnoliopsida; Rosales; Rosaceae.
AUGGAUUUAGAUGACAGUUCCACUAUUUUGGGUUGGGAAGACAGACUUCGAAUAGCAGUAGACGCUGCACAAGGAUUGGAGUGUCUGCAUUAUGGUGGUAAGCCACCUAUAAUUCACAGGGAUGUGAAAUCAGCAAACAUCUUGCUGACUGAAAACUUCCAAGCCAAAGUAUCUGAUUUUGGCCUAUCCAGAAAUUUCCCUACAGAUCUUGUGACUCAUAUAACAACUGGCGUUGUUGGUACUCCCGGGUACUACCUAACAAGCAGGUUAAAUGAGAAAAGUGAUGUUUAUAGCUUUGGGAUUGUGUUGGAAAUUAUCACAAACCGACCUGUUAUAUCAGAAACUGUAGAGAUAAUUCACAUUAGUCAAUGGGUUGCUUCCAUGCUUGCACAAGGAGACAUUUACAAAGUUGAGUGCUCCGAUGUCCGGCAGCGGGCUAAAGGCCAUACAAUCGUUGUGUAUAAGAGUUUGAAGAUUGGCUGCUUCAAUCUUGUAGCUAUAACCUUGAGGCCAAAAUUCAACCUUCUUGAGCUUGGGAAGAACACAAAGUUCAAUAUAUUUAUCUAUACUUCCACGAGAUGGCUUGAGUAUCAAUAUCUCAAGAUUAGGGGAUCUAGAAAGCAGCUCCACGACUACUCCAUCAAAAUCAGUCUCAAACAACGUGAGCUCUUUGAGCCGAUUAAAUCCGGUGUCCUUCUGAAUUAG